AUGUGGCUCGAUAUUAGACACUUAGCAUUGUGGGAUCACUGGUGGAUCUGCGGGUUUAACCCACCGGCUCAACGUAUCGGCUGCUGCUGCCGGGGGGCAUGUUAUACCCCAAAGGAUUACCACUAUAUUAAAAUCCCUAGCUUAAAUUUGUAUGAUCCAGUCUUGGCGCUUAUAAAAGAUAAUUUCGCAGGAGUGUAUUGCGGUACUUCCGAAGCGGCUCGCCGGUCCGUUGCUAGGUUGCCAGGCGCUUACAUGAAGAAACUAAAUGAAUCUUCUCAAUUAGCCUCCUGA
Messenger RNA from Sclerotinia sclerotiorum 1980 UF-70, 291 nucleotides. RefSeq lists its product with no specific name. The transcript has 2 exons. The record is from RefSeq and is a predicted model, not a curated record. Bases 1 to 291 code for a protein of 96 amino acids. NCBI's taxonomy places the organism in Eukaryota, Fungi, Ascomycota, Leotiomycetes, Helotiales, Sclerotiniaceae.